CCUUCCCUGCACCCUACAAUAUCAUUUUGAAAAAUUGCGCCGUUGGCGAAGCUGGAAUUGCUUACAGCAGCGUUUUUAAUUCAGAAAUAUUUACAGCAUACUACAUCCAGUCAAUGAACACGAUAAAUUGAUCGGUAGCCUCCAUUCAUUCGCGCUCUUGGCACCCGCCCACCCCGUUCAUCAAACUGUUGUGACCUAUUGCUACAAGCAUGAAGAAGAGGGGAGCCACUGGGAGGCUUUGCCGUCUUGAGGAUAUAAAUACGAGGAGGAAGAGCAGCUUAAGUCAUUCAGGACCUUUUCACCCGUAUCCGCUUGGCUUCUGGACACCAAAUUUGUGAGAUAUUGUUCACCAUGAAAGGUUUGAAGACUGUCACUUUAAUUUAUAUUCUCACUCUCUUACUGGUUGCAUUUGUCACGCAAAGCCAGAGUGCACCGAAGGGCUCUUUUCAAAGGAGAAACUGGACACCGCAGGCUAUGUUGUACCUUAAAGGGACUCAAGGACGCAGGUUCAUCUCAGAAGACCGGAAAGAGGGAGACGUGUAUGACACUUUACAUUUAGAGACCCGCAGUCAGAACACAGAGAAGCUGAGCGUGGACCAAGCUGCCACCAUUUUGCUCAACUUUUUGCAGCAGGCCAGUGAUGGAGGUAAAAACAGACUGUUGAAAACCCAGAGGAGGUGUACUUUCAGGAAAUGCCUGUGUGGAAGAGAGAAUACUUCUGAAAGCGCUCCACUUCGUAGUUUGAAAGAUGUUGUUAUUCAUUUUUGCGUGGAGGAGACGAAAAGGUCUUUUGUAUGUUCUAUCAGCAAAUCUGAAAACUGUAUAUUUGAAAUGUGGUGUUUUAAUAAACAGAAUUUAAACUGAUAACAUGAUUUCUGUGAGAAUAUCUGAAGUUGCAUUCAUGAUUUGAACUUACAGCAUUUCUAUCCAUACGUGCUUCAAAAUAGAUAGGCCAGACAUUUUCCCAAAAUUCACAGCACCCUGAUUACAACUUUUUUGUAACGUUAGAAAGUUUU
Messenger RNA from Syngnathus acus (greater pipefish), 1016 nucleotides. It is a transcript of the gene spx, whose product is annotated as spexin hormone. The record is from RefSeq and is a predicted model, not a curated record. NCBI's taxonomy places the organism in Eukaryota, Metazoa, Chordata, Actinopteri, Syngnathiformes, Syngnathidae. Gene Ontology annotation, molecular function: neuropeptide hormone activity. Bases 352 to 864 code for a protein of 170 amino acids. The transcript has 6 exons.